AUGGACAGGAAAUAAAAAUAAACAUAGAUCUAACUGCAUCAAACAAACCUAGAAAAGAUCAUCAAGAUAGAUCUAGACUAGAUAGAGAUAUUUCUAAACUAUCGAUUCGAUGAAUCUUGGCAAUCUUAUACGGAAAGGUAGAGUAAGAUAAAAUGAAGUAAAUAAAGUUGGAAUUGGUCUUGCAAGGUUUUCAUCCAAUUUUACACAAGUUCUAAAAAUGAAAGUGAAAAUCUUACCAGCCUUAGAGGACAACUAUAUGUAUCUCAUUAUAGAUGAAGCAACUAAACAGUGUGCUGUGGUAGAUCCUGUGGAGCCAGAUAAAGUGGAAGCAGCACUCAGUGAUGAAGGUGUAAAUCUGACAACUGUAUUGACUACUCACCAUCACUGGGAUCAUGCAGGAGGCAAUGAACAACUUAUUAAAUCUUUAGGCAGUAAAGAAGUUGUAGGUGGUGAUACAAGAAUUGGAGCAUUGACAAGAAAAGUGACUCAUGGUGAUGAAUUAAAGAUUGGUAAUCUGAAUGUGAAGUGCCUUUUUACACCAUGUCACACUGCAGGUCACAUUUGUUACUAUGUCACAAACCCUAAUGAUUCAGAAUCAGCUGUUUUUACUGGAGACACCUUAUUUGUGGCAGGAUGUGGAAAAUUCUUUGAAGGCACUCCUGAUCAGAUGUACAAAGCUUUAGUUGAAAUACUAGGAACUUUGCCUCCAGAAACGAAAGUUUAUUGUGGACAUGAAUAUACUGUAAACAACUUAAAAUUUGCUGAGAGUGUGGAACCUAACAAUAAACAGCUAAUAUCAAAAUUGGAACUUGCAAAGACACUUCGCCAAAGUGGAAAGCCCACCAUUCCUUCUACCAUCAAAGAAGAGCUGUCUUUCAAUCCAUUCAUGAGAGUUCAGUUCGGAGAUGCCUCUAGUCCAAGGGUGGGCAAAUUACGGCACGCGGGCCACAUGCGGCCCGCCGAGGUGUUUUAUGCGGCUCGCCGGCACCUACAAAAAUCAGUGAACAAACUGUGCAAACAAAAAUGGGUCAGACUGAUCCAAUUAAAACAAUGGGAUCAUUGAGAGCAUCCAAAGAUCAAUUCAGACCAAAUUGAACUAGCAUUGAAAGUUGCUCUGAAGGCAGACAGGAGAAUUGUGAUGAAUUGUUUUAACCUGUUACUUGAAUACAAAUUAAUUAUUGUUUUCAUA
Biomphalaria glabrata is the source of this 1189-nucleotide messenger RNA. Its product is annotated as hydroxyacylglutathione hydrolase, mitochondrial-like. Gene Ontology annotation, molecular function: hydroxyacylglutathione hydrolase activity. The coding region runs from base 218 to 1063 and encodes 281 amino acids. Lineage: Eukaryota; Metazoa; Mollusca; Gastropoda; Planorbidae. The transcript is spliced from 10 exons. The record is from RefSeq and is a predicted model, not a curated record.